ACUGUUUUUUUUUUGUUUUCUUGCCUGGCCACACUUAACGCGGACGACUAUAUAAAAUAUUAUUUAAGUUGUUUGAAUUGUUAAUAUGUCCACGAGAUCCUCAUUUGGCGAUGAUGACCAGACCAAAGUGCCCCGGAUCAUGACCUUCCGUCCCAGCUACGAGGAGUUCAAGAACUUCGCCUCCUACAUUGACUAUAUGGAGUCCCGCGGAGCACACCUAGCCGGCUUGGCCAAGAUUCAGCCGCCAGCCGAAUGGGUAGCGCGGAAGGAUGGCUACGAUAUUGAUAACAUCAACAUGACCAUUCCCGCGCCUAUCAGUCAAGUGGUCACUGGGGCUCACGGCCUUUACCAGCAGAUAAACAUACAGCAGCGCCGUCAAAUGACACUUCGCCAGUUCAUGGAGAAGGCCAACUCGGAGCUGUAUCAGACGCCGCGCCACUUCGACUACGAGGACCUGGAACGCAAGUACUGGAAGAAUAUCACGUACAUAUCGCCGCUGUACGCUGCCGAUGUCAAGGGGACGCUGAGUGACGAGGAUCUGGACGUGUGGAAUAUCGGACGUUUGGAUACCAUUCUCAACCUUGUGAAUACGGACUACAACAUCAUUAUCGAUGGAGUGAAUACGGCUUACCUGUACUUUGGCAUGUGGAAGAGCUCCUUUGCUUGGCACACCGAGGAUAUGGACCUGUAUUCCAUAAAUUAUUUGCAUUUCGGGGCGCCCAAAACAUGGUACGCCAUUCCGCCGGCGUACGGUCGCCGCCUGGAGAAGCUCGCUAACGAGACCUUCGUGGAGAACUACAAUGAGUGCAAUGCCUAUUUGCGCCAUAAGAUGACCAUGAUCAGUCCGAAGGUUCUGCGCCAGCACAACAUUCCGUAUAACAAGAUCACACAGGAGGCGGGAGAGAUAAUGAUCACGUUCCCCUUCGGCUACCAUGCUGGCUUCAAUCAUGGCUUUAACGGAGCCGAGUCCACCAACUUUGCGUCCAAGCGCUGGAUCGAGUACGGUAAGCGGGCCAGUAUUUGCAAGUGCCGCAGCGAUAUGGUCAAGAUUUCUAUGGAGACCUUUGUUCGCCGCUUCCAGCCGGAGCGCUAUGAGAAUUGGCUAAAGGGCCAGGAUUUUGGCUGUCAUCCCGAGGAACCGGGAAAGAUAUGCGCCUCAGCGCCGCCAACCUUAAACGAAAGCGAAAAGCAGGCGAGCUUACGAGCGAUAAAGGCACAAAAGCGUGGCUGCUCGCUAGCCGCCAACACGAAUGGUUGUGAGUCGAACCCGGAACCCGUCGAGGAUCUCAUUUCCGAUGCCGACGACCGUGCCAGUGUAAGCAGCUGCAGCAGCUCUCGGCAUUUGCAGCCAGUGGUUAAGUUGCGUAAGCUGCCCCCCAAAGAGACCACCGUACCUGAAACAUCAGCGCCGCUCAAGAAAUACGAUUUCAACCAGGUGGCCGUCGUGCGCGUCAGGCGUCUGUGGAAAGAACUACCAAGCACCGAGGAUGGAAUUAAUCUGCUCACCAAUGGCGUAGUUAAGAAUACCAAAAGAAUGCGCUUCCAGACAAAGGUUCUCACACUUGACGACGAGGAUUAAGGGCUUGAAUACGUUAAGGCCACUGCUCCAAAGGCAGUAUUUCGAUCUCCAAGUAAGAUUUUUCGUGCGGCUACAAUCAAAGAUCUACUGAGUAGUGUAGGGUUUUAUAGUAUCUUAACGUUUUAAUGUAUGACGCCAUCACAGGAAAGACUUGUGAAUUAGAAUGUAUUCGAUUUUCCGACCAAAUCAAAAUGUAAAUAUUUAAAACAAAGGCUUCAUUUGUCGCCAAGUAUUCCUUUUUUCAACAAGUGUUCGUUCCCACCGAGCAUGUUAUUGAACAACAAUUAAAAUUAAAAUUACAC
This is a messenger RNA of Drosophila serrata, 1881 nucleotides long. RefSeq names its product Lysine demethylase 4A (gene Kdm4A). Lineage: Eukaryota; Metazoa; Arthropoda; Insecta; Diptera; Drosophilidae. Gene Ontology annotation, biological process: chromatin remodeling; regulation of gene expression. Gene Ontology annotation, molecular function: histone H3K36 demethylase activity; histone H3K9 demethylase activity. The record is from RefSeq and is a predicted model, not a curated record. Gene Ontology annotation, cellular component: chromatin; nucleus.